UAACUAGAAAACGAGGGUGAACGAGUGAGAAUAAAACUCAAAGGAACUGUUGAAGAUUCAAUCAGAAUCUUUACUUACCACAAAUUCUCUUUUUCCUUGAUCUCCUAAUGCAACUAAUUUCCAACUCUUUAUUUGCGUCGUGUAGUGCCGGCGAUUCUUCUGUUACAAUGUCAACUUCGUGACGCAACCGAUAUAUAAAUAAAUAUCUACUCAUAAACUGGAUCGACAACUUCAACCAAUGGCUUCUGUAACUAUUCACCACGACGAAGAAACACCGUUAGUUGUUGAAUCACCGAUUCAACUUCAACCGCAUAAAAGCCAUUCCAGAGAUGUUCAUAUUUUGAGCAUAGCGUUUGUAUUGAUUUUUUUAGCUUAUGGAGCUGCUCAGAAUUUACAAAGCACUCUCAACACUGAGGAAGAUUUGGGUACUACAUCGCUUGGGAUACUAUAUCUGUCUUUUACAUUUUUUUCUGUGUUUGCUUCUUUGGUGGUGCGGAUUCUCGGAUCCAAGAAUGCUUUGAUUAUCGGAACAUCUGGUUAUUGGUUAUACGUGGCUGCAAAUUUGAAGCCCAAUUGGUAUACACUGGUACCGGCCUCUGUGUAUCUUGGGUUUUGUGCUUCUAUAAUAUGGGUUGGACAGGGAACAUAUCUAACUUCCACUGCACACAGUCAUGCUAUAGAUAACAAUCUCCACGAAGGUGCUGUAAUUGGUGACUUCAACGGGGAAUUCUGGGCUGUUUAUGCACUCCAUCAGUUUAUUGGAAAUCUUAUUACAUUUGCUCUACUCAGUGAUGGGCAGGGGGGAAGUACCAACGGCACCACUUUAUUGUUUGUUGUAUUCCUUUUCGUUAUGACCUUUGGUGCAAUACUAAUGUUCUUCCUGCAUAAACGAAUUGGUAAUAGUAAAGAAGAAUACAAGAAUUCAGAAGCCGAUGUUGUUGAAUCAAAGUCCCUUAAGUCUCUAUGUAAAUCACUCACAAGUGCACUGUCUGAUGCGAAGAUGUUGUUGAUCAUACCCCUUAUGGCAUAUUCAGGUCUACAACAAGCAUUUGUAUGGGCUGAAUUUACCAAGUUUGUUGUAACUCCAGCAAUUGGUGUUUCUGGUGUUGGUAUUGCAAUGGCAGCAUAUGGGGCUUUUGAUGGAAUAUGUUCUCUGGCUGCUGGUCGUCUCACCUCUGGUCUCACGUCCAUUACAUCGAUAGUUUCUUUUGGAGCUUUUGCUCAGGCGGUUGCACUAAUCUUACUUCUGCUAAAUUUCAGCAUAUCUAGCGGAUUUCUCGGUACUUCAUAUAUACUCUUUCUGGCUGCUUUAUUGGGCAUCGGUGAUGGAGUUCUAAUGACACAGCUCAAUGCUUUGCUAGGAAUACUAUUUAAGCAUGACAUGGAAGGGGCUUUUGCACAGCUAAAGAUAUGGCAAAGCGCUACAAUUGCUGUCGUGUUCUUUUUGGCCCCGUACAUUUCGUUCCAAGCAGUUACCAUAAUCAUGUUGGUUUUACUAUGCUUGUCAUUCUGUAGUUUUCUAUGGUUGGCUCUCAAGGUGGGGAAUGCAUCAUCACCCUCCACCAGUGAGUGAAUAUAAUGUUUCCUAUAUGCUCUGUCAUAUUCGUUUUAUGAUCGCAUUUCCUUCAUUUGAUUCAAGUGUGUAAAUUGUAACAGUUAUAAUUUAUUAGCUCACGUAGCUAUUAGUUACUUACUGAAGAAUAUUCGGGAUGAGUUAGAAGAUGUUCACACAA
Molecule: messenger RNA, 1733 nt
Organism: Medicago truncatula (barrel medic)
Lineage: Eukaryota; Viridiplantae; Streptophyta; Magnoliopsida; Fabales; Fabaceae
Product: UNC93-like protein 3
Exons: 10
Coding region: 239-1573 (444 amino acids)
Biological process (GO): potassium ion homeostasis
Source: RefSeq, a predicted model, not a curated record